Magallana angulata is the source of this 918-nucleotide messenger RNA. Its product is annotated as olfactory receptor 2M7-like. The transcript has a single exon. Lineage: Eukaryota; Metazoa; Mollusca; Bivalvia; Ostreida; Ostreidae. The coding region runs from base 49 to 918 and encodes 289 amino acids. The record is from RefSeq and is a predicted model, not a curated record. Gene Ontology annotation, cellular component: membrane. Gene Ontology annotation, molecular function: G protein-coupled receptor activity. Gene Ontology annotation, biological process: G protein-coupled receptor signaling pathway.
CUUUAUAUUUAUUUGGAAAGAUUGUGUAUUGGGACAUUACGCAGUAAAAUGGUAAAUACGUAUGUUUUUAUUGCUGCAUCGGUUUUGUUUUGCAUUGGAUUUAUUGGAAAUUCAUUUACUGUGUGUUUUGUUGCUGUGUCCAAACAACUUCACACUCCGACAUACGUCACCAUUGGAUGCCUAGCAGUGACAGAACUACUCGUCUCCGUGACGCAAUAUGUCCGUAUUAUACCAGGUCUUUUUGAAUAUUUUUUAAAAGAUUACUCUCGAGAUGCUAUGUAUGCGAUAUUUACUUUUUUAUGCUUUCAUUCUGCAUGUUUCCAUAUGGUAUUAGUAUCAUAUGUACGUUUUGUUUUCAUUACAAAUCCUCUCCGCAGUUUGAAUCUGACUUGUAAACGAAUUUUGUGGAUGUCCUUUGCCGUUUGGAUAAGCUCUGUUGUCGUUUCCAUCGGAUACGGAGCAGACAAAGUGCUACUUUUAUUAGACGUAGUAUCUUUGGAAACAACAGUGUUUGCUGAGGUUUGGUUUGCUUUGUAUGUUUGUGGAUUACUAUUUAUUAUUGUAGUUGUUUUCAAUGUUCGAAAGGUGUAUUAUCUGUAUAACCAAACAGCUUUGGUUCGACGAACCAGAAUAGCAAAUUCGAUGUCGCUGAUGUUUUGGAUUAUUAUUUUGAUUUAUCUACUUAGCACAAUAUAUCCUUUAAUUUACACAAUUAACUAUGCAUUGUUAAACAGUUCACUUCUAAAUAUAAGAUUAGACUUAGUACAUGAUAUGUUUUUCUUUUCAUUGCUUGUUAAUAGUUGUUUGAAUCCUUUGGUAUAUUUCAUGUUUUCACCCCCUGUUUUGAGACUCCUAUCCCAAUUAAGAAAAUGUUGUAAUCAUGGCACAUAUCCAUGUAUAAGCAAUCCUAGUUCGUAA